Messenger RNA from Notothenia coriiceps (black rockcod), 2638 nucleotides. Its product is annotated as serine hydrolase-like protein. NCBI's taxonomy places the organism in Eukaryota, Metazoa, Chordata, Actinopteri, Perciformes, Nototheniidae. The transcript is spliced from 14 exons. The record is from RefSeq and is a predicted model, not a curated record. Gene Ontology annotation, cellular component: membrane. The coding region runs from base 439 to 1494 and encodes 351 amino acids.
UUUGUUUUUCAAAAUUGUUGUAUUGUGACACAUCUGAGUGCUUUUUUAAACAAUGCUUUUGAUUUUCUCUAAAUUGUCUGAUUGGCAUGUUGAGGCUGCCCGUAUGUUAGGAGGGCAAUGUCCAAAAAUAAUUCUUAUCACAGAACAAAAAGUGUGAAUGGGGGUUUCUUAGCAGGUACAGUUCCCAGUGGUAUUGUCCUUGCAGCAUACUGCCUGACAGCCAUUACUGAGGGAACAAAAGACACAGUCACCUUUCAGGUAAGACCCGACUCAGCAGUGUAAUGAUUGGCCAGAACAGUAGCCCUUCCUUAUGAACAUCCAAUGAAAUCACUGGUUGCAGAAAAUAUGUAUGUUUAGGUUCCAAAGGUCAGAGUUUUCCUUCAUGUUUAAUUUGUUAGACAGACAUUUCAGUAUAGACAAUAGUUUGAAGCGUUGUGAAUGUUUGUGAAUCUAUUUUUCACUUUCAGAGACAUAAAGUACAGAUCAACAGUUGCUGAGAUGUCAUCUACAGUGAAACCAGAAGUUUCAGAGCUCUCUAUCCCGGUGCCAUGGGGGGAAAUCAGAGGGAGAGCUUGGGGUCCUGAACAUGGUCGUCCUGUGCUUUGCCUGCACGGCUGGGCUGACAACUGUGGCACAUUUAACACCCUCAUCCCCCUUCUACCCAAAGAGUGCAGAUAUGUGGCGGUGGACCUGGCCGGCCACGGUUUGUCCUCUCAUCGUCCCGCUGGAGUUCUCUACACGUUUCCUGCUAACGUGGCUGAUGUACGCAGAAUCGUUGACGGCCUCCAGUGGACAACAUUCACCAUCAUCGGCCACAGUAUGGGUGGCAACAUCGCUGCAUUGUUCAGUGCACUGUAUCCUGAGAUGGUAGAUGCCUUGAUACUGCUGGACGCGUAUGGAUUCUUACCUACAGAUCAAAAAGAAAUACCCAAAGUGAUGCGACAGGGGAUGGAUGAGAUGCUUCAGUAUGAGAAAAAGGCGGAAGAGAAGAAAAGAGUUUACACGUAUGAGAAGGCAGCUGAGAGGUUGAAGGCUGCAAACCCCACUCUGUCUGAACGGUCGGUGCACACCCUCUUAGAGCGAGGUCUCGUUCAGGGUGAAGGAGGGUUUGUGUUCUCAAGAGACCUGCGAAUUAAUUUUAAAAAUAUAGUGCGCAUCAGCUUGGAGCAGAGUCUGGAGAUACAGUCGAGGAUUCAAGCCUUUGUUCUAGUUGUUCUAGGAGACAAAGGCUUUGGUGCAACUACUGGUCCAGAAUUAUACCCAAGGAGAUUUGCCUCUAAACUUCUCCAAGGAUAUCAUGACAGAAAUCACACAGUGGUGACGGUAGCUGGCGACCAUCACGUCCAUCUCAAUGAUCCUGAAGUUGUCGCUCCACUUGUUUCUGACUUCCUGCGGACUAAAGUGUUCUCUCAGCAUCUGCCGGCAUACAGGGGUGUUGUCAUAGCAACCCCCACCCCUCCUCUUGAACGUCAGCGGCAGGAGCUCGGAGGAUGAAGCCGCAUGCAGCUCCUGUCUCUUGUGCCUCUCACAGAGCAUCACCUGUGAUUUUACUCGUGUCACAUGCAACAGUCAGAGCUGCGGCGCCGGAUAUUAUCUUAUGACUGAUUUGACUCGCGGCUGCUGCUCAUCCCAUACCAUCUAAAGACAGAGACCAGCUGAUUCAGCAGCGUCUGCAGUGAUGUCGUGGCUCUUCUUGGACUGGUUCGUGCCCCUGUACCUGCUGGUGUCUGUCCUGGUGCUGGCGGGCUUCGGAGCGUGCCUUUACUUCCUCGAGCCCGGGCUGCAGGACGCCCACAAGUGGAGCAACAAAACAGUCCGGCAUCACCCGCUGGUGGCCAGUGUGAACUGCAUGGAUGAUGAUAGCAAUGCCCUGAUAUGAUCAAGAGGGCCAUCUGGACAGCAGGGUGCUGCCAGGACACCGUGGGAUGGGAGCCAACAUAUUAAAGAUGGAGAGAGAAAGAGGUGGAGGAGAGUUGCUCUGUCUAAUCAUUCCAACUUUUCUCUGAUCUCUAACAUCCUUAAUGUAGAGUUCAGGGGAAAGUGAAGCAGAGAGGAAAUGCACAAGGUGGAGGAGACUUUAUGCAGGAGGAGAUUUUGGAGGUGAAUGGGAGACAUGAUGCCCUUUAGAAAUGUGAUUAAAAACACAAUGUAAAUUUCACGCCAUCUUAUACUUGUGCCAACUUUUACAUACGUUUUGUAAUUCAACAAUCACUUUACAUGAAUCAUGAAGUUUACUUGCUAUAUUGUGCAUUUGAUAAGUGAAGGGAAUGAUAUAAGUGCAAUGAGUUUGAUGGCAGCAGGAAGGGUUUCUCCCUCUCUCUGGUGGCACAGCAGCUGCUGGGAAGCAUGAGGAUUGUUAGAGCCAACAUGCCAAAAUGGUUUUAGAGGUAAUUUUAUUAUUAUAAUAUGAAUUGAAUAAUUGAUGACUGAUUAUAUUCAAGGUGCCAAGAUUAUCCUGGAUGGACCAAGAUUAUAGAAAAGUACUAUUUGGCAGUGCUCAAAGUGUAUUUUUUGUGUCUUCAUUGUUUUUACUUGACAGCAUGGUGAGGAAACGUUGGUUAUGUAACUAACGACCCUCUUUUAAAUGAUCAUAUGCUUCAUUUGUUCAUGCUUAAUAAAAUGGUUAAAUCUUCAAUUA